This is a messenger RNA of Penicillium cinerascens, 1545 nucleotides long. Its product is annotated as phosphatidate cytidylyltransferase. The coding region runs from base 1 to 1545 and encodes 514 amino acids. The record is from RefSeq and is a predicted model, not a curated record. Gene Ontology annotation, molecular function: phosphatidate cytidylyltransferase activity. Gene Ontology annotation, biological process: CDP-diacylglycerol biosynthetic process; cardiolipin biosynthetic process. The transcript is spliced from 2 exons. Gene Ontology annotation, cellular component: mitochondrion. NCBI's taxonomy places the organism in Eukaryota, Fungi, Ascomycota, Eurotiomycetes, Eurotiales, Aspergillaceae.
AUGCGCCCAACCAUGAUUACCCCUCGGAGUGCUAGCCUCAGCUAUCUCUGGCAGACCCGUGCCCGCUUGUCACCUCUUCUGAGGCUGCCCGUGUCGGCUCGCUAUGUCUCAAUCCCAUCUUCCCCGACCUCCGACUCUCCUUUCCGCCAAUCUACAAAUUCCGACCUUUCUACAUCAAGUUUACUACACAACUUCACAUAUGGACGACCGCCAUCAUCCGCGUCGUUCUCAACCUCUCCCUUACUGUCCGAGUCGGAUUGGGACCAUAACCCGAACCUUGCGAUCUCGAACUUCUCCGAGCUCCCCUCGAAGGAUUUUGGUGUGAACCAGCAUAUGAUCAUCAACCAGGAGUUCAAGGAGGCUCUGCGACAGAUCCUUUGGCAGUUCCGGGCGCCCAUCCGAUAUGCAUUCGCCUAUGGAUCGGGUGUCUUUACGCAGACCGGUUCUGCGGCAGCUGGCUCAACACAUCCAUCGGCCCCAGCAGCCAUCAAGAACAUGCAACAGGGCUCCGGGAAGAUGAUUGACUUUAUUUUCGGAGUUUCAUACUCGCAACAUUGGCAUUCAUUGAAUCUUCACCAACACCGCGACCACUAUUCAGGACUCGGGUCGUUCGGAUCAUACCUGGUGUCUCAAGUACAGGAUCGGUUCGGAGCUGGUGUAUAUUUCAACACCCAUAUCACCGUCAACGGAACUUUGAUCAAGUAUGGCGUCGUGAAUUUGGAUACGCUUUGUACGGAUCUUACUUCGUGGAACACUUUAUAUCUCGCGGGUCGGCUGCAAAAGCCGGUCAAGAUCCUGCGAGAUCAUCCUAAGGUACGCUUGGCGAACCAGAUGAACCUGCUGUCCGCUUUGCGAGUGGCGUUGCUGCUGCUCCCGGAGCGGUUUAGCGAGUUUGAGCUCUACAGCACCAUCGCGGGCAUCAGCUAUAUGGGCGAUCUACGGAUGGUACUUCCAGCCGAGGACCCCGGGAAAGUGCGCAACAUCGUAUCCAGCCAGAUGGCACAUUUCCGGAGGCUCUACGCACCCCUGAUCAACAACUUGCCAAAUGUUACUUUCAACGAUCCCCGCUGUAACCAGAGCGAUUGGAUCGAUGAUCCGGACGCCAUUCUGGCCAUGGUGCAGGAUAUGGACCCGGUGAAGCGUGGAAACAUGGUGCGCCGUCUCCCAGAAGCUUUCCGCGAGAAGGUGUACUUCCAGUACCAAUCCCGAUACCAGAUCCCGCGGGCUGAGUUCAACAAGAUGAUGGAGGAGCAAAAUGAGAAGAACAGCGAAGUUGUUCGGCGGCCUCAAGGAGGUCCCUUUGAACGCAGGAUCGCCAGCGAUGAGCACCUGCAAGAAGAGGUGUCAGCGUCGAUCAUGAAGACGAUCCGCUGGCCUAGCACCGUUCAGACCAUCAAAGGACCCUUGACCGCGGGCCUUCGCAAGAGCUGGAACUACCUGAGGGAAAAGCGAGAGAAGCACAAGAAGGCUCAGGCUCACGCAGCUCUUUCCAAAAAUAUUCCGAAGGGAGAGCGCGCCGAAACUAAGGACAUUAAGAAGGAGUAA